Messenger RNA from Antrostomus carolinensis (chuck-will's-widow), 1082 nucleotides. Its product is annotated as ankyrin repeat domain-containing protein 13B. Gene Ontology annotation, cellular component: cytoplasm. The annotation marks the transcript as partial. NCBI's taxonomy places the organism in Eukaryota, Metazoa, Chordata, Aves, Caprimulgiformes, Caprimulgidae. The transcript has 9 exons. The record is from RefSeq and is a predicted model, not a curated record.
UCCUUCAGGAAGCCGUGAGCACGCGUGACCUGGAGCUGGUGCAGCUGGUCCUGCGCUACCGUGACUACCAGAGAGCCAUCAAGCGCCUGGCCGGGAUCCCCAUCCUGCUGGAGAAGCUACGCAAGCUGGGCUGUCACCAUCUCUCCCCAGUGCCACUGGUGUCCAAGAUCUGUCCCAGCGACACCUACAAGGUGUGGAAGAGUGGCCAGAACCUGCGGGUGGACACCACGCUGCUGGGCUUUGACCACAUGACCUGGCAGCGGGGCAACCGCAGCUUUGUCGACACCAGCGCGGUGGUGAUGGAGAUUGACCACGACCGGCGAGUGGUCUACUCGGAGAACAAGUCCGGGAUCCUGGGCUGGAGGAGUGAGAAGACGGAAAUGGUGAAUGGGUACGAGGCCAAGGUCUACGGUGCGUCCAACGUGGAGCUGAUCACGCGGACGCGGACCGAGCACCUCUCAGACCAGCACAAGGGCAAGAGCAAAGGCAGCAAGACCCCCCUGCAAUCCUUCCUGGGCAUCGCCGAGCAGCACGUGGGGCCCAACAAUGGGACGCUGAUCACGCAGACGCUGAGCCACGCCAACCCCACCGCCAUCACCCCUGAGGAGUACUUCAACCCCAACUUCGAGCUGGGCAACAGAGACAUGGGGCGGCCCAUGGAGCUCACCACCAAGACACAGAAGUUCAAGGCGAAGCUGUGGCUGUGUGAGGACCACCCGCUGUCCCUCUGCGAGCAGGUCGCCCCCAUCAUCGACCUCAUGGCAAUAAGCAACGCGCUCUUCGCCAAACUGCGGGACUUCAUCACCCUGCGCCUCCCGCCCGGCUUCCCCGUCAAGAUCGGUAUGGGGGGGGUCUUUGCCGCCGGCGUGGGUGGCACCGACAGUGGGGUACCCAGCCAUGCUGACACUUGUCACCCUGCAGCCUCGUGCCGGGUGUGCGAGAUGGACCCGGCCCUGUUUGAGGUGCCGCGGGGGUACAGCGUGGUGGGCACCCACCAGGACCCGCUGCGGGAGGAUGAGGAUGACCUGCUGCAGUUUGCCAUCCAGCAGAGCCUGCUGGAAGCAGGCAGUGAGUAUGACCAG